Molecule: messenger RNA, 261 nt
Organism: Staurois parvus
Lineage: Eukaryota; Metazoa; Chordata; Amphibia; Anura; Ranidae
Source: the annotation of a GenBank genome assembly
UACGGGACCUCUGUGCAAGGUCCCGAUCAUGUGAUCACUGAUUGGCCAAUCAGUGAUCACAUGCAGAGUAAUAAGCAAGAUGUCACUUCUGACAUCAUUGCUUACUACGUGUGAAAUCUGCGAAUGAUCACAGAGAUCACAUGGUACAAGGCUAUUCACAACAGCCUUGUACCAUGUGACAAGCUGUGACCAAUCAUAGCUCGCACAGUAUUUCUCAAUGGCUGCAAGAAUGCAGCCAGAGAGAAGGAGAAAUGAUUGCUU